Molecule: messenger RNA, 1293 nt
Organism: Alnus glutinosa
Lineage: Eukaryota; Viridiplantae; Streptophyta; Magnoliopsida; Fagales; Betulaceae
Product: L-lactate dehydrogenase A-like
Exons: 2
Coding region: 77-1129 (350 amino acids)
Biological process (GO): carboxylic acid metabolic process
Cellular component (GO): cytoplasm
Molecular function (GO): L-lactate dehydrogenase (NAD+) activity
Source: RefSeq, a predicted model, not a curated record
UCCGACUACAAAUAUCUCCCACACUCCAACGCUCUGUGCCAAAAAACCCACGCACAAAAAGCUCUCAGUUUUGACAAUGCACAAGACUUCUUCAGGCUCGUCUCUUGGCCCGGGAGGCCUCGACCUAAGCGAGGCCUUCUUCAAGCCCAUCAAGAGCGCCGCCCCUCUGUCCCCGACCAAGCGCCACACCAAGAUCUCCGUCAUUGGCGCUGGCAACGUGGGCAUGGCCAUUGCCCAAACCAUCCUCACCCAAGACCUCGCCGACGAGCUCGUCCUCGUCGACGCCAACCCCGACAAGCUCCGCGGCGAGAUGCUAGACCUCCAGCAUGCCGCUGCCUUCCUCCCCCGCACCAAAAUCCACGCCUCCGUCGACUACGCCGUCACCGUCGGAUCCGAUCUCUGCAUCGUCACCGCCGGGGCCCGCCAGAUCCCGGACGAGUCUAGGCUGAACCUGCUGCAGAGGAAUGUGGCUCUGUUCAAGGGGAUCAUACCCCCUCUUGCCCGCUACUCCCCGGACUCCAUUCUGAUGAUUGUUUCCAAUCCCGUGGAUGUGCUUACUUACGUGGCCUGGAAGCUAUCUGGGUUCCCCUCGAAUCGGGUUAUCGGGUCGGGUACCAAUCUCGACUCAUCCAGGUUUCGGUUCCUCAUCGCCGAUCAUCUCGACGCAAACGCUCAGGACGUCCAGGCUUACAUAAUAGGGGAGCAUGGUGAUAGCUCGGUGGCGCUGUGGUCAAGCAUUAGCGUCGGCGGCGUGCCGGUAUUGAGCUUCCUAGAAAAGCAACAAAUAGCGUACGAAAAGGAAACCUUAGAGAAUAUUCACAAAGCAGUGAUUGAUAGUGCUUAUGAAGUGAUAAGCCUCAAAGGCUACACAUCGUGGGCUAUUGGGUACUCGGUGGCCAGCCUGGCUCGAUCCCUUCUUAGAGACCAGAGGAAGAUCCACCCGGUCACGGUCCUUGCAAGAGGGCUCUAUGGCAUUGAAGGUGGGGACGUGUUCUUGAGCCUGCCGUCCCAGCUUGGUAGGGGUGGGGUCUUGGGCGUCACCAAUGUGCAUCUGACGGACGAGGAGGCGCAACGGCUAAAGGAUUCGGCUACCACCAUCCUGGAGGUGCAGAACCAGUUGGAAAUAUGAGCUUAAUUAAAGGAACUCUACCACUUGGGUCGCUUUCUUUCUGUACCAGUUUCCCUCUACUUUGUUUCUGCAUUUUUAUGGCUAUCGAAAUCCAUUUUGGUGUUGUAGAAGUUGGAAAUAUGAGCUUAAUUCAAGGAACUCUACCACUUGGGUCACUUUCUUUC